UCAAAAUCUUCGGCUUUUCAAAAUGUUUGCCUUUUCAAUAUCUACGGCUUUUCAAAAUCUUCGGCUUUUCAAAAUCUACGGCUUUUCAAAAUCUUCGGCUCUUUAAAAAUCUACGGCUUUUUAUAAUCUUCGGCUUUUAAAAUUUCACCGACGAUUAUUAUCAUAAAAUGCAGACGCGGAACGUGCGCGGGACAGAGAAAUACAUUCGAAGCUCUCUAGAUUUGCAUAUUUUGGCUCAUUAUAUCAAGAAACUUUGAGAUAUGUAGGUGUUUUUUUACAACUGGAAAACUUACACACGCAAGCACGUGCAGACUAUAUAUUACAAUGUACUGCCAACACUGUGGGGAAAAUCUUGCCAAAAGUGCACACUUUUGCACAAAUUGUGGCAAGUCUGUCACAUCAUCAGCCCCCACAUCAUCAGAAUGUGAAAGCUUAAUGCCAACCGAAUUAUCGUCAGAUGGCAGCAAAAGUCUGGAAGCUUUGAGAAAACGAUUUCUCACUAACAAAUCUGAAGCUUCACCACCUAAAAAAAGCUGCGUGAAGCCAGAUUUGAAGAUGAAAGAGAUAAAAGAGGAUAUACAAGUGCAGUUACAAAUCCAAAUUUUGGAUAAGUAUGAAACAGCUGUGAAAAGAGUUUUCCCUACAUCAGAAGACAUAUUAUCUGGGAAGAUAUCUAUUACAGUGCCAAUCAAGUCUACUGGUGUCUACUGGAUGAAGAAAGUUAAUGAAUAUUUUCAGGGCAAUUAUAAGCUACAGAUUAUGACAAUUUGUUCUUCUGGAUACAGUGUUGUUGACAAUCCAGAAGAUUUCAAAAUUGCAAACCUGAAGUUUGAAAUGAAAAAGUUUAACAAGAAGGCCGGUGAUUUGCAAGCAUACAUAAAAUUUGUAGACAAAGACCGCUCACAACUUAAGAAGUUAGUUACAUGUAAUCAAUCACAGAGAGAACAGGAAAGACCCUGUGUUAAAAAAGACAAGGACGAUGUUGCCAGGGUAACAGAAUCAAGGACAACUUCAACUAUUGCUCUCAAGGAGAAAUCUAUUGAGAUGAAAAUAAGAAAAGAAGGCAGAGCCACCAAAGCAGGUGCAAUCCAGGCUGAAUAUGAAAGUUUAUCAUCAGAUGAAGAUACUGCACUCCAACUUACUAGUCAGGAAGGAGGAAAUGAAGAUAAAGUAUUAAUUUUGGUUGAAAGAUUGUCAAUGUAUGAGUCAGGAGUUCAGAGUGCUAAGUCAGCAGGUGAUACCUCUAAGCAGAAAACAUAUGGUACAGCCCUGAAGACAAUACAAGAUUUAUUACUGCAGGCGCAGAAAGGAAAGGUAGUGGAUGAAAGUGGUAUACCACCUAGAAUACCAGAAAUAGAGACGGAGCAGAUGACAGAGAUAAAAAGAGACCAGUACAAAACAACAGCUCUAAAGCCAAAGCAGUCUGCAGAUACUCACACAGCUAGAAGAAGUAAACAGCCUAGUGCAUCAGCAUCACCUUCUCCACAACAAAUCCUAAGAUCUAACAAUGAACCAACAUCACCUUCACAUGAAAUAGAGACGGAGCAGAUGACAGAGAUAAAAAGAGACCAGUACAAAACAACAGCUCUAAAGCCAAAGCAGUCUGCAGAUACUCACACAGCUAGAAGAAGUAAACAGCCUAGUGCAUCAGCAUCACCUUCUCCACAACAAAUCCUAAGAUCUAACAAUGAACCAACAUCACCUUCACAUGAAAUAGAGACGGAGCAGAUGACAGAGAUAAAAAGAGACCAGUACAAAACAACAGCUCUAAAGCCAAAGCAGUCUGCAGAUACUCACACAGCUAAAAAAAGUGUACAGAUAGCCAAGAAUGAUUCCCAGUUCAUCAAUAUAAGUGACAGUGAUGCUGAUACCAGUGAAAAUGAGUUGGCAACAAUGAAUAUUGUAAAACGAGCCAGAACAGGAACACCAGGUUGUGAAAAGCUGACUUUGAAAGAAAAAAAAAAAUUACGACAAGAAAUGGCAAAGGAUUUCAUCCCACCAAAACCAGGGGCAAGAUCUUCCAAGGAGUUUAUGAUUCUAAAUGACAAUGCCAUAUACUCCCGUCAUUUCGAUUUAACAACCCCAAUUAAGGGUCUUUAUAACUGGCUAGUUGCCACCAUACCCUAUGAGACAGUGCCUGCAAGGUUCGUUUUACAAUGUGUAGGUGUAGACGUAUGUGAACUAACAGAUUGCCGGCAUCGGUUUCCCAUAACUGAUGAGAGGGACAGAGACAUUUUGUUGAUCUCUGUCCCAUCAUCUUUGGUUAUCUCACCAAUUGCUGAUGAAGUCAAUACAACCUUCACCUGUUAUGACGAAGUAUACUUCAGUUACAGUGAUCUGUAACAACACUUUUUCAUUUGUUCAAUAAGAAAAAAAAUCUGAUUUUAAAUAAAUAUUUUGCAUCCAGUAUAAGAGGUGCGCAAGAUGCAAGUUUGUUCAAAUAAUAAUGUGUACAGGGUUUUAAUACAACCCGUAUUUUUUGGUCAUAUAUUGGUAUAAUGUUGGAGUCGUCUUCAACUUCAUUGUUGUCCGAAGGCAUUUGGUUUUCGCACUAUAACUUUAGUAAAAGUAAAUAGAAUCUAUAAAUUUAAACACAAGGUGUAUGCCCAUAAAAGGAAGGUUGGGAUUGAUUCUGGGAAUUUUGGUCCCAACAGUUAAGAAAUAAGGGACCAAAAAGGGUCCAAAUAAGCAUUUUCUUGGUUUUCGCACCAUAACUUUAGUGUAAGUAAACAGAAAUCUAUGAAAUUUUAACAUAAGGUUUAUGACCAUAAAAGGAAGGUUGAGAUUGAUGUUAGGAAUUUUGGUCCCAACAGUUAAGAAAUUAGGGACCAAAAAGGGCCCAAAUGAGCAUUUUCUUGGUUUUCGCACAAUAAUUUUAGUAUAAGUAAACAGAAAUCUAUGAAAUUUCAAAACAAGGUUUAUGACCAUACAAGGAAGGUUGGGGUUGAUUUUGGGAGUUUUGGUCCCAACAGUUUAAGAAUUAGGGGCCAAAAGGGGCCAACUUUAUACUUUGUUUUAUUUUAUCAGGAAAUGAAUUAAUGGCCAAAUCUAACCAUGUAUUUUGAAUCUUAAUUCUUGGUCCUGUUUUCAAAUUGAUCUACAGAAAAGUCCAAAAUUAAACUGACUUUGAUUUUAUUAAUAAAUUGAAUUCUUCAGGGUUUUUUUAUAUGCUGAAUCUAAAUAUGUACUUAGAUUUUUGAUUAUGGGCCCAGUUUUGCAAGUUGGUCCAAAUGGGGGUCCAA
Molecule: messenger RNA, 3242 nt
Organism: Mytilus trossulus (common blue mussel)
Lineage: Eukaryota; Metazoa; Mollusca; Bivalvia; Mytilida; Mytilidae
Exons: 19
Coding region: 325-2343 (672 amino acids)
Biological process (GO): regulation of transcription by RNA polymerase II
Cellular component (GO): nucleus
Molecular function (GO): DNA-binding transcription repressor activity, RNA polymerase II-specific; RNA polymerase II cis-regulatory region sequence-specific DNA binding
Source: RefSeq, a predicted model, not a curated record